AUGAAAGGCGGUAGAUCAAAAGCUGAUUCCAGAAACACUGACGCCAAGUUAAAGAGAAAAGGAGCAGGGGCUGGAACUAAAGCGUCGAAAAAGGCUGCGAAGGAUCCAAACAAGCCGAAAAGGCCUGCUAGUGCUUUCUUCGUUUUCAUGGAGGAUUUUAGGAAGCAGUAUAAGGAGGCUCAUCCAAACAAUAAAUCUGUUGCUGCUGUUGGUAAAGCCGGUGGAGACAAGUGGAAAUCCAUGAGUGAAGCUGAGAAAGCUCCUUUUGUGGCUAAGGCUGAGAAGAGAAAGACUGAAUACAACAAGGACAUGGCUGCUUAUAACAAAAGAUUGGCUGGAGGAAAUGCUGAUGAUGAAUCUGACAAGUCGAAGUCAGAAGUGAAUGAUGAGGACGAGGAAGAUGAGAGUGAUGGGGAUGAGGAAGAUGACGAUGAGUAA
Messenger RNA from Dovyalis caffra, 438 nucleotides. NCBI's taxonomy places the organism in Eukaryota, Viridiplantae, Streptophyta, Magnoliopsida, Malpighiales, Salicaceae. The record is from the annotation of a GenBank genome assembly.